CAAAGAGGAGGCGGGACUUCUCUCCCGGAAGUGGUCCACGUGCUUCCGCCGUGAUCUAUUUGGGCACCCGGCAAGUUUCUAGUAUUUGCUUAAAUUGGCGACACGGUGGGCACUGUGUCUCGCACCAAUCUGUGGACUAGAAAACCAGGAGGAGGUUCCCUGCACGGUGCUGGGCCGAGAUGGAUCCGCUUAGGGCCCAACAGCUGGCAGCUGAGCUGGAGGUGGAGAUGAUGGCGGACAUGUACAACAGAAUGACCAGUGCCUGCCACCGGAAGUGCGUGCCUCCCCACUAUAAGGAAGCAGAACUGUCCAAGGGCGAGUCUGUAUGCCUGGAUCGAUGUGUCUCCAAGUACCUGGAUAUCCAUGAACGGAUGGGCAAAAAGUUGACAGAGUUGUCUAUGCAGGAUGAAGAGCUGAUGAAGAGAGUGCAGCAGAGCUCUGGUCCUGCAUAAGGUCCUCAGACAAUAUACACCUGGGGUGCACCUUGCUCCUCCCAUUUGUUUAAUAAAAAUGCCCCUAUUGGGUGUCGAGUGAAGACUGCCAGGCCUAGGCUUUCUCUGGAGCAUCUCCAGGAGCCCUGGGUGUGGUAGAACUGUCUUGUGGAAGGGAUAGUUGUCACACUGGUAUGUGACUUGUGUAUGUUUGUGUGUAUGUGUAUAUAUAUAUAUAUAUGUAUAUUAAAGCAAGUUUGUUGACACCUA
Molecule: messenger RNA, 701 nt
Organism: Marmota monax (woodchuck)
Lineage: Eukaryota; Metazoa; Chordata; Mammalia; Rodentia; Sciuridae
Gene: Timm10
Product: translocase of inner mitochondrial membrane 10
Exons: 3
Coding region: 180-452 (90 amino acids)
Biological process (GO): protein insertion into mitochondrial inner membrane
Cellular component (GO): mitochondrial inner membrane
Source: RefSeq, a predicted model, not a curated record